AUGUCUGGCCGGGGUAAACAAGGAGGCAAGGCCCGCGCCAAGGCCAAGUCGCGGUCUUCCCGCGCCGGCCUCCAGUUCCCGGUGGGGCGCGUGCACCGCCUGCUGCGCAAGGGCAACUACGCGGAGCGGGUGGGGGCCGGCGCGCCGGUGUACAUGGCGGCGGUGCUGGAGUACCUGACGGCCGAGAUCCUGGAGCUGGCGGGCAACGCGGCCCGCGACAACAAGAAGACGCGCAUCAUCCCGCGCCACCUGCAGCUGGCCAUCCGCAACGACGAGGAGCUCAACAAGCUGCUGGGCAAAGUGACCAUCGCCCAGGGCGGCGUGCUGCCCAACAUCCAGGCCGUUCUGUUACCAAAGAAAACCGAAAGCCAUAAGGCCAAAAGCAAAUGAUCCUGAUGCCAAAAUAAACCAAAGACAAAAGGCUCUUUUUAGAGCCACCCAAGUCUUCAAAAAAAGAGCUAAUACGCUAUCG
Molecule: messenger RNA, 472 nt
Organism: Dipodomys ordii (Ord's kangaroo rat)
Lineage: Eukaryota; Metazoa; Chordata; Mammalia; Rodentia; Heteromyidae
Product: histone H2A type 2-C
Exons: 1
Coding region: 1-390 (129 amino acids)
Cellular component (GO): nucleosome
Molecular function (GO): DNA binding; structural constituent of chromatin; protein heterodimerization activity
Source: RefSeq, a predicted model, not a curated record